Messenger RNA from Desarmillaria tabescens, 1498 nucleotides. RefSeq lists its product as uncharacterized. The coding region runs from base 104 to 1333 and encodes 409 amino acids. The record is from RefSeq and is a predicted model, not a curated record. The transcript has 2 exons. Lineage: Eukaryota; Fungi; Basidiomycota; Agaricomycetes; Agaricales; Physalacriaceae.
CCAGCGAUAUCAUUCUAGCCGAACCGGCUUUGGCUCGGCUGACCCAGGGCGUAUAAAGCACCACCAUGUUACAGGAUUCACUUAUCUGACUCGAACCAUCAGCAUGAGUGCGACGUCCACUAUUCUACUUACCCCCCGGCCCUAUGCCAAUCUAGCAGGCUCAUUUAUUCUUGUACCACUACUGCCAAGCCCCAAACCCAAAAAAGUUUUCCCAGCGGAGAUAUGGGACGAAGUCUUCAAAUGUGAAUCUGCGCUUCCUCUCGCGUAUCAGCGCGUUCAGAUAUCCACUGUCUCCAAGCUAGAAAAAUUCUACACUACAUUGUAUUCUGCAGAUCAAAAAUGGGACUCCAUUCGUAGAAUUCCCUACUCGGCGCCUGGACGAUGGGUCCAGGUACUUGAUCUUUCCAACUUGACGUUUACAGGGCAUGCACAAGCGUUGCUUCUGGACUCGUUGCUCACUCAGUUGUUCCCUUUGACGCCGCUUCUAUCCCACUUCUCCAUCAACCCUGCUUUUACUCUCAGUUGCCGCGCACUGACGGCUCUGGGAGACAGGGAAGGCGCGAUCAACCUGAAGUCGUUGGAAGGAAUAAGUCAUGUUCCUACUGCGUCUUUGGCUGAUUCUCUGACCGAGGAGGAACCCAUCGUCAAGCUGCUUCGAAACUGCCCGGCCUUGCAAGAACUUGAGGUCGUCGGCGGAGGCCUUGACCCUUCGGAAGCGGAAUGGUCGUUCAAGCCGACGGAGUUAUCCGUUUUGCAGUCAUUCAAGCCCUUAUCGUUACCUAACCUUCGCAUUUUGACAUUGCUAUCAAUUCAUUCAGGUUCUCUUCUGCACGCCUUACUUCUGUCGCCACUCCCCGCACUAUGCAAGGUAACCAUUACCCCGUACGAUGAUAUCCCAUACCCAUCUUCCCUGGUGUCGCAAUUCAUCGCAACCCAUGGGCCUAAUCUUCGUUCGUUACUGUUAUUCACACCAAAGUCCUGGCCUACAAGACUGCACCCUUCUCCUCGGACAUUGUUAUUAACAUGCCCGAAACUACGGCAUCUAUCACUAGAACACCCGUUACCGUCGCUCCUUACGACAGAGCCUCAUCAGCUGCAAUAUCUAUCUAUACCCCGUCCAAGUAGCCCUUCCUGGGAAAUACUUGUCCGUCUUCUCCAGCAAUUGCCUAAUCUAUGUGCUGUAAGAAUCAGGGACGUUCGGUGGCUCCGGAAAGGAAUGAACACUAGGGCACAGGAGGCAGGUGUACAAGGUGAAAUGAAGGAAUGGCGCCGAAGAUUGGCGCGAAGAGGUGUUAAAUUACUGGACACUGAUUGGAAAGAUAUCGAGGUGUGAUAUUAUACCGUUUGAUCUUAUGUUUUUUUACUUACCUAUCUACUCCCUACUCCUUGUAUUUGUGCGGACUUAAUAUGCUUGGCUCUGUAGUGUUGUAAUCUCAUGUACAUUUAAUCACAUUAACUAGGAAGUUUCCAAUCUAGUACAUGAAGACUUCUCAGAACA